Messenger RNA from Gilbertella persicaria, 1166 nucleotides. Its product is annotated as NLI interacting factor-like phosphatase-domain-containing protein. Lineage: Eukaryota; Fungi; Mucoromycota; Mucoromycetes; Mucorales; Choanephoraceae. Gene Ontology annotation, molecular function: phosphoprotein phosphatase activity. Bases 492 to 1151 code for a protein of 219 amino acids. The record is from RefSeq and is a predicted model, not a curated record. The transcript has a single exon.
AUCUUUUUGAGUCCAGUUCCCACUUCCUUUGAGCAGUGAUACUAUGAAAGACCCCAACAAACGGAAUAAGAUUCGUUUAGGCUAGAAUAAGCCUGGUAAACAAAUCAUGAGACUCGCUUUAUUUAUACAUGAAGCUGAUAUGAGAAGGUUUCUUGACCCUUCUUUACUGCAAGAGAAGCAAUUGUGGGUCAACUCUGCUGUUGUCCAUGGAAAAUAAUAAAUCAAACACUAUACUUGUCAUUCUGACUUUUGAGACCAUACUCUAUCAGUGACUAUCAAUUUUUCUGUGGCUAUUUAAUUGUAUCCCCUCCCACCUUCCUAUUGCUCUUGUCCUUUACCAUAUGCAGCGACCAUUGAAUACUGCCAUAGGUCCUUCAGAAGAAUACUUGGCAAAAUGCUCGGAACCUUCUCAAAUAUUAGGCAAAAAACAAACAAAACAACUACUUAUUCUCGACUUGAAUGGCACACUUGUCUCCCGCAUCAAGCAAACAAUGUCAUUCUACGUUCGUCCUCAUCAUGAUAAGUUUUUUGACUACAUUUUUUCGAAUUUCAAGGUUAUGGUAUGGUCUUCUGCACAAAAGAGAUCAGUCAAUACAAUGUGUCGAAUGUUUCCCUGCAGGAAAUACCCGUUGUUGCUCAGGUGGGAUCGACAACAUUUUGGUCUGACGAUGAAUGACUUUUACAGAAACGUAGAGACAGUCAAAGAUCUCGAGCGAGUAUGGAAAGAACUACCCAAGUAUGACUCAACCAACACAAUCAUUCUUGAUGAUACGGCAAAAAAACUCAAAUAUCAACCAUACAAUCUGAUUCAAGUAUGUACAUUUGACCACAAAUUAUUCGAGAAAAAUCAAGUGUGUUUCGACAAUGAUCUGCGUAAAGUCAUAAAUUAUCUAAAGAUUCUGCAGCAGCAUUCAAAUGUGGGUAGCUAUAUGCGUGCUCACCCUUUUGAUCGUACAUUGGACUGGGAUGUUGAACCAGAUAUCUAUUUGGAUAGAGUUUAUACUCUCUUUGAUGAUUUAGGUAGAAAGAAACUGGUGAACGAACAACAAGAGCAUAAAAAGAUAAAAAAGCCAAAAUCAGAGGCUUAUUAUGAAAGAAUGAGACAUAAGCGACAAAAAGCCAAAAUAAACGAAAAGAAGCGACUUAAAUAAGGGCUACAAUAUCAU